AUGAGACGCUCAGCAUCUCUCUCCAUCAUCAUCAUCUCAGCACUCGCCGCUCAAUGUGCACGCAUAGUCCAAUCAAAUGACGACGGCUGGGCCGAAUCAUACAUCCGCUCAUUCAACGACGCGUUAAUCGCCGCCGGCCACGACGUCGUCCUUUCCGCUCCAGCAGAAGACCAGUCAGGAACCGGUUCAAGUGAUGCACCACCAACUCCGCGAACUGAAGCCUGCCACUACAACUCCUGCAUCGGCAACGGCAGCUUAACAGGCCACAACGCCUCUCGCCCCGACCUCAACUGGGUCAAUUCCUUCCCCGUCACCUCCAUGAAAUACGGCAUCACCACCUUUGGCCCCCAAUUAUGGAACGGCUCAUCUCCAGAACUCGCCGUCUCCGGAAUCAACGUCGGCACAAACGUCUUCGUCCAGCUCCCCUUCUCAGGAACCGUCAACGCCGCGACAUUCGCCGCCCGCGCCGGCAUCCCCUCCAUCGCCUUCUCCGCCGCAUCUGUCGGUCGAGUCCCCUUCGACAUCGACCCAACGCCUCUUCGUAGCAUCCUCUACGGCCAACUCGCCACCCAACUGACCAACAAGAUCCUCUCAUCCGGAACCCCUUACCUCCCGCCAGACGUCUUCCUCAACGUCAACUUUCCCAAAGUCGAGGGCAGCUGCACCGACCUCUCCAGCUUCAAGUGGGUUCUCAGCCGCAUCAACCCCGGCAUCAUCUCGCCCCCGGACGUCGGCCACUGUGGCGGCAAUCGCCUGCCUACCGAGCUGACCGUCAUCACGCACGCCGGAUGCUUCAUCUCCGUCAGCGUUGGCAACGCUCAGGACAAGAGGACUGCGCCCAAUAGCAAGCAGGCCGUAGUGCUGAAGAAGUUGCGUGACAUGCUCACCUGUCUCCCAACGCAACACAUCCAAAGUCAAAAGGUUUUGCAGUAA
Molecule: messenger RNA, 933 nt
Organism: Trichoderma reesei QM6a
Lineage: Eukaryota; Fungi; Ascomycota; Sordariomycetes; Hypocreales; Hypocreaceae
Exons: 2
Coding region: 1-933 (310 amino acids)
Molecular function (GO): nucleotidase activity
Source: RefSeq, a predicted model, not a curated record